Molecule: messenger RNA, 423 nt
Organism: Penicillium angulare
Lineage: Eukaryota; Fungi; Ascomycota; Eurotiomycetes; Eurotiales; Aspergillaceae
Exons: 2
Coding region: 1-423 (140 amino acids)
Biological process (GO): meiotic DNA double-strand break formation; reciprocal meiotic recombination; meiotic DNA double-strand break processing
Cellular component (GO): nuclear chromosome
Molecular function (GO): DNA topoisomerase type II (double strand cut, ATP-hydrolyzing) activity; DNA binding
Source: RefSeq, a predicted model, not a curated record
AUGACCUAUUCCAUAGCAAAGCCGCUGCGCCCAUUACCCAUUUAUGCCCUCGUCGAUGGUGAUCCGGAUGGAAUAGCGAUCAUGUCAACAUAUAAAUAUGGAUCAAUGGCACACUUCCAUGAGAACGCACGAUUUGUUGUCCCGGGAUUACAGUAUCUUGGCCUUCGCAUUUCAGACGCAGCGAUGAACCCUGAUAUCUUAAAUAAUGCCAGCCUUCUUACUCUGACCGCUAGGGACCGCCGCAAAGUCGCUUCGAUGCUCCAGAAUAGCCCGAUCUUGGGGGUUGAUGGUCCCGAACUUGAGUGGCGUCUGGAGUUGCAGAGCAUGCUGAUGCUGAAUAUGAAAGCCGAAAUAGAGAUAUUGUAUGAGCAGGACGGUGGCCUGGAAGGGUGGAUCGAUCGAAGGAUGUUCCGACAGGUAUGA